UAAACUUUGUCACGACACGAUAUUUUGGCGCCAGUUUUGACUUCCCGAACCCCGGAUCGCGCAAUCGGGCCACUUGCGAUUAAGAAACAUUACGCGGUAUCAAACGCCCUCUGCUAAACCGAAACGGCCUACAAAAGCCGCGAUGGCGACCGCCGAAGACGAGAGGGACAGAGACGUGCCCUCCGACUCCGAGACCAGUGCUGGAAGCGACAACGCCAGUGACUCCGGCGAGGUAGAGCCCAUAGAAUGGCUUGUCACAGCGCGUGCGAAGCGGUCCACAGCCGGAAACCGCAUGAAAUCGAUGCUCGCAAACGAAGAGCCGGCCGCCGAUGACUCGGACCUUGAACUGCUCUUUGCAGAAGACGAAGACGACAUGGGCUUCACAGACGAGGAGAAGGAGGAUGCGUCCGAUGUCGUGAUGGACUCGUCGUCUGACGAGGAGGAUCAAGGCGACGGCGGGGAUGAUCUUGAGGGCGAGAAGGAGCUGAUACGGCAGGCGAAGGCGAAAAAGACGGCGCAGCGGAAGCGAGGCGCGCAAGACGCUAUACCUGUCAAGUUUCGGAAGAAGGUGCGGAUCGAGCAACCGGCCACAAGGUCUCAAAGCCCGGCUUCAUCGGCCCUUACCCGCUCAAGACCGAAAAAGAAGUCGGAACGGACGAGCUGGCUCCCCACCGCGACCGACCUGCCAACUCGGGCGUCUGAGCGGCACACGACCCGGCUGAGCAAGGAACAACUCCACCAACAGAUGGUACAGCGCGAACUCAAGCGUGAGAAGCAGUUGGUGAUGCUUGAGAAGAAGGCCAAGAGAUUGGAGGCGAUGAAGAAGCCCCCCAUGACACAAGCUGAUCGGCUAGCGGAGGCUGCGUUGGUGGAGAAGAGGAAUGCCAAGAGCCUGAACCGCUGGGAGGAAGCAGAAAAGCAAAGAGAGGAAGAGCGCCUUAAGAAAAUCGCAGCAUUACAUAGCCGGGAACUUGACGGGCCAGUUGUCUCUUUCUGGAGCGGGAUUCAGGAGCUGGAGGAAGGCCAGAUGAAGCACAUCGGAAAGAUGGUCUCGGUGGAAGAAAAGGCGCCUAGAAAGAAGAAGCAACCAGCCGCCCCGACAGUGGCAGAACAGCAGGCUGGGGAUGCAGUCAAAACGGAGUCAGAGUCGAAGCCAAUACCCCCCCGCGAUAGUACUGCGGAUAAGCCCGUGGGAGAUGGAGAUCAGAAGGCGACUCAGGCUCCCGCAUCAACGCCGAAUGUCCCCCCUGAGCCAUCGUCAGCCACGGCCGAACAAGCUCCGCCUGCACCUUCCGCUGCCCCGGCACCACCUCUCCCAAGUCCUCCAGCACAAACCUCUCAAGCACCCGCAACGGCAGCGUCGUCGCCAACAGUUACUCCUUCCACUCCAUCUCUCUCACUUCCUCGCAGUCAAUCAGCUGGCGCAUUAGCGCCGCCUGCACCGCGGUCAGGCCUAGUGCCACCCCGAGGCCCUACAGCGCCUCCCCCAAUACCUCCGCCCCCGGAGAUGAGAUCGAGUAGUGCUGGCUUCUUGGCCGCACCUGUUCUUAUGGCACCUUCUGGAGCAAGUCCCGGCGGCCACAUGCCCGCACUCGGCUUCUCAUCGCCGAGCGCAAGAUCCAACGUGCUUGCGGCCCCUAACACCACGCAUGGGGGGCAGUCACCUCUCCCCUCAGUACCUUCUCCAUCGCACCCAUCCUUGUCGCAAGUAUCUCCCGCUCCGACACCCCCUCCUGCCUCGAAGCCCACUGCUCCCACCCCGAGCCGAACUGCCUCAACGCCUCUCCAGUCCAUUCAGGGCAGAGCACCACCGAAAAUGGCCCCGGAACCGGCGCAGGAAACUCCUCCGGAGCCGCCGUUGGAGGGCAAGGUUACCAAGAGCUGCAUCAUUUUACAAAACUUCAAUGAGAACGCGAUCAAGGACCGGCAGGUGCAGACGCAGAUCCUCUUCGGGAGGAAGAUGAACAAGCUCGCCAAACCCGCCCACCCGCCCCACUGCGUCAUCACUAACCACCCGGCGCGCUACCGGGACCCCAAGACGGGCCUGCCGUACCACAACAGCUACGCCUUCAGGGAGAUCCGCCGCCUGCACCGCGGCGACUACAAGUGGAGCCGCCUGGUCGGCGCCUGGGUCGGCAGCGGCUCCUUCGCCGCCAAGGGCGUCCCCGAGCGGUUCCUCGACCCGUCCAAGAGCCGAUCCUCCUGUCCUCGCCCCCUCCCGGAGAAGGAGACGGCUGCGGGGGAGAAGAAGGAAGAAUCCGGUGGCGGCCGGAAAGACCACCCCGAGCCGAAGGAGGAGCCGGAGCCGGACCACGACCGGAAGAAACCUGGUGUUGACGGCGUGGCGCCGGCUCCUGCGGCUGUGCAGCUGGCUAGUUGAUAGGGCGUUGUAGGACUACAGCCUGGUAGAUGUACUAUAGUAUUGUUUGCUCAUGAAAUCAUGAUACCCACGUCACUUCAUGUCCCUCGAUCUGCGUUGUGCGAUGAGAGAAUAUGUCUAGGUUGGGGGAAAGGGGGCGGUUGACCCUCAUCCUGCCCCUUAUAUUCGA
Phialemonium atrogriseum is the source of this 2549-nucleotide messenger RNA. Its product is annotated as YL1 nuclear protein-domain-containing protein. The transcript has 2 exons. Bases 143 to 2380 code for a protein of 745 amino acids. Gene Ontology annotation, molecular function: ATP-dependent H2AZ histone chaperone activity. NCBI's taxonomy places the organism in Eukaryota, Fungi, Ascomycota, Sordariomycetes, Cephalothecales, Cephalothecaceae. The record is from RefSeq and is a predicted model, not a curated record. Gene Ontology annotation, cellular component: nucleus. Gene Ontology annotation, biological process: regulation of DNA-templated transcription; chromatin remodeling.